AUGCAUGACAUACUAGAAGGUGUUCUGCAAUAUGAAUGCAAGGAAAUGCUAAAAAUACUCAUAAAUGAAGAAAAGUAUUUUACACUGGAACAAUUGAACACCCGGAUAAAGCUGUUUGACUAUGGCUAUUAUAAUGAUCUGAACAAGCCAUCACCCAUUUUGCAACGUACACUUGCAAGCGAAAACAACAGCUUAAGGCAAAAAGGUAUAGUAAUUUCAUAUUCACAACACAAUAUUUUGAGGGUUCACACAAUUUUCUUUCACAUACGCUAAAUGUAUAUAUCUCAUAAUUAUUAAUGAUAAUAAUUCAUGAAGACAUUAGCCAAACAAAGAGCUUUAUUUUGUCCACAUGUUGAUACUGGAUACCUGGAGAAGUUAUGGCCAUCGCUAUAAAAAGCGGGCAGGGUUUUGAUCCAGUCCUAGGACUGAAUUAUUUGUUCCAGUCCUAUGACUGGAUCAAGAUCAAUUCAGUCCUAGGAACAAACUGCUCGGACUUGAAAUCCGGUCCACUCCUCGUUUUCGGAUUUGGAAUAUUACGUGAAAACCAAUAAGUUCAACUUACAAUUAGAUUAUUCGCUCUCGAUUUUAAUAGGGUGAAGCACAAACAAUAAACCUCAUAUAAAUUGAUAGGGAAGAAUCUAAUUAUUCGCUUAUUAAUAAUUAGUCAGAAAACAAAUAGGUGAAAAUUGUGUUAAAGAGAUGGCUGUUUCGCUACUGCAUGACUAUAUCUAUCUAUUCACGAAUAUCAUUUUCCAUUAGUAAGACCCAAAUUUGGAAGAGUGAACGAGAUACAUGAAAUGAUUGAAACAUUUGUAUUUAAAUUCUUUUUAUUUUAGCUCAUAGGAAAAAAAACAGUUACUCAAUCAUCACUUGAAUUUAAAAAAUAAUAAGUAUUUUCAAGAGUGGCAGGCACUGUUUGAAAUAUUAUUAAAUGACUUGUAUAAUUAUAAUUUUGUCAUUCUGUUUCUAGCUGCCCAAAUGUACUGUUUGGGGAUGUUCUUACCCCCGAUAAUUGGUACGCUUAUUCCAGAAGAUGACAAGCAUUGGCAACUUUUCUGGGUGUUGUUAGACAUCAUCGACAUUAUCUUGGCCCACAAAACCACUGUUUACUCCAUUGGCGUUUUAGAAGGGCUUAUUGAAGAACAUCACUCCACAUUUGUCAACCUCUAUCCUGGCAGAUCCAUUAUUCCCAAGAUGCACUACAUGGUUCAUUAUCUUUCUCACAUGCUUCGGUACAGUAAACACUUUACUAUCCUUAAACAGAAAACAAAACAAUGAACAAUUAAUUCAAAAAUGCUUAAUAAUUACCCUGAUUAACUGCAUUGUUAUUGAUGCUGGUUCCAAAAUUUUUUUUUAAUUUGUCUUGGGUUUUUUUUCAUACUAGGUUUGGACCCAUGAGGCGCACAUGGUGCAUGCGUUUUGAAGCAAAACACAGGUACUUCAAGCGACUGGCUUCCUACAUCGGAAACUACAAGAAUGUUGCCUAUACAUUAGCAACUCGACAUCAGGGGCAACAAUGUUAUUUAAUGAAUGUCAAAGAAAAGGAUGACACAUUAACAUCAUUCAUUAAGAAACCAACUGCAGUAGGGAGGUGACUACAUAAUACACACAUUAAUAAUUAACCUGUCUUUCGAUCUAUUUGUCCUACAAGGCAGCUUUCUUUGUUCCUGCAUAUCCAUGCACAGCAAUUUAAUAAUAAACGUUUGCUAGCUGUCAAUUAAGUUAUCAACUUAAAGAGGAAGUCAAGUCCGUAAUGUAAACAAACGGUUUGUUUACAUUUUGAACUGCUGUAUUUUUUAAAAUAUGAUGUACUGUCUGAAUAUCUAACACCAUUUUGGUUUGCUAUGCUUCUAAAUGAAUAUGAAAUAAAGUUUAUGUUCAGAAAUUUGGGCAAUUUUCACAUUAGAGGUCCUCACAUUGUUAUGCGCAGAACCGAUGCGCAGAAUGGACUUGACUUCCCCUUUAAUCAUUAAUUUUGACAAUUAAAAAACUUUGAUUAUAUUUUUAAUGCAGGUAGUGGAAAAAUAGUAGUUGCUCGGGAAACAGAGUAUUUUCAACAACUGUUGGCCAAAGAGGUCAGCGUAGCAAAUAUGGAAACUCUUUUCGAGUGAGUGUAAUAAUUGUAGACAAUUAUGAUCAUGAUUGUUUGUUUCCCCUAGUCCAAUGAAACCAAUUAAGUUUGUUCUAAAUAAACUCAUGCCUUGCACAAUCUUAUUAGAGCUUAGCCUCCUGCGCAGACGUUGUUAGUGGCCCGAGGCCUCACCUAACGUCUGCUCACAUUCGCUAUGCAUUUGACUUCCCGGCAAUUGACCAAUCACAAUUAUCUACACGAUAAUUGGAAGAUCGACCUUCAAUGACCUUCACAUGGAAAACCCAACACACGGCAAGAUAAAUGGAAGGCCAUUAUCAACAAAUCUGCAAUAUUUUUAAAGUUGAAAGUUUUACUGUUCAUCAGAAAAAGGCUAUUCAUUCUAUCAUAAACGAAAGGAAGGAUGUUUUUGUUAAUCUCCCAACUGGCGCAGGAAAAUCACUCAUUUAUCAAGCGUUACCUAAGCUAUUCGAUGAAAAAUUUGGUGGUAAACAUGUAGUUAUCGUGGUUUCGCCUUUGAUUAAUUUGAUGCGAGAUCAAGUAAAGAAGCUACGCGAUUUAGGAGUCAGUGCUGUGUCGUUAAGUGAAAUCGAGAGCGACGAAGAAGAGAAGGCAUUGCAAGAAGGGAAAUUUUCUGUAGUAUAUGGCACACCAGAGGCAUUAUUGAAGACCGAACGAUGGAGAAGAAUGCUUUCCAACAAAGUGUACAGCAAAAUGGUUUGUGCUGUGGCUAUUGAUGAAGCGCAUGUGAUUAAACAAUGGUAUGUAUUGUAUGUCUUGAAUUUGUCUUUUUAUACGUUGCCUCAUAUUAUCUAUUGGCAUUGAAUGUCGUACUAACAAUAUUAUACAGUAUAUAUGAGCCAUUAUUGUCAAUAUACACAUCCCAACCCUCUGAUUUCUAUUUUUUAAAUACUACCAUUAUUAAUAAUCUUGCAGUUUGGGUAUUAUACUCAUAUACCCAACCCCUAAGAGGCCCUAAGAAAAAAUUGCAUUUUCUACUCUUAACUCCAUGAGCCCUAUCAAGUUUUUUUUUUGUGAAGGGGAGGAUAUAAAAUAUUUUAUAUAUUACCAUUCACAAAAAAACUUGACAGGGCUCGUCCUCAGUAAAUAUGAACCUUCAUUAGCCUCAAACCCUCUGUGUCAACCCUAAGAAAUUGCUAAUGGGGGGGGGGGGGGGUGUAUCGUCUAUUAAAUGUUUUAGUCCUGUUAAAACAAUACCAAAUAAAUACUGUAAAUGGUUAAUAAGUACUAAUAACAAUUGAAAAUAAAAUGAUAAAUUAUGAUGGGGUCAUUGGUAUUUUAGCAGUUGACAUUUUAUCCCUGGCCAAGUUCGUUCCUUGUAAUCAAUAUACUGGUGCUUUAUAGUAUAAACUGAGACUGCCACUGCAUGUAAUUAGCUUUUGUCCAACUGAAUACAUUCAUUAAUGACUAAUGGUUGACUUGUUUAUGUUCAAGAAUCUUAUUAAUGACAAGUAAAAUUGUCUGCCAUUAUAAAAUACAGACGAAGCUAGCAAGACUAAUAUGUGGUUUAAUAUUGAUUUAGGGGAACAUCAUCAAGCUCUAAAUAUGCAGCAUUCCGUGAAGCAUAUGGUCGCCUGCAUGAGCUUCGAGCCCUAUUGUCACCAGAUGUAAGCUUCAUUGCACUUACAGCAACUGCUACUCUUGAUACUAAGAAAUUUAUCUUGGAUACUUUGUGUAUGAAUAAUCCAGUAGAGGUACAAGAAAGUCCCAACAAGAAAAAUGUCAUGUAUUCUGUUACCUACAUCCAACAAUCGCAUAGAAUUGAUGAUACUUUUCAAUGGAUUGUUGAUGAAAUCAUUAACAUGGGAAGUUCCGCAGAACGAGUUAUCAUUUAUUGCCAAACCAUCAAGCAAUGUAGUGUUGUUUAUUCUAAACUCAGGGCUUGUCUUGGUGAACAUUUUCAUUCUGGACAAUCAGUUGAAAGUGCUGUGUUAGAAAUGCUUCAUUCAUGUACACCACAAGCUAACAAGGACAACAUUAUCAAAUCAUUUCAAGAUCCUAAUGGUACAGUCAAGGCAUUGGUUGCAACAAUUGCUUUUGGGAUGGGUAUAGACUGCAAAAGGGUUCACACAUCAGUUCAUUUUGGUCCACCAAAGAAUGUGGAAUCGUACAUACAAGAAAGUGGAAGAAUAGGAAGAGAUGGACAGCUUAGCAAGUCAUAUAUUAUCUAUCAAGGAAUUUUACUGGGUCAUGUAGAAAACAACAUCAAGGAAUAUUUAAAAACUACAGAAUGUAGAAGAAAGAGUUUGUUGAGCCAUUUUGGAAUUUCACUUGGUAAUGUCCAGUCCCCACAGCCUGCACACUUGUGUUGUGAUAAUUGUGCUUUGAAUUGCAUGUGUGGGAUGACACAAUGCAAAUCUUAUUCUAUCUAUCCUGGUAUUUUGGCAAAUCCUUCUCAACUUAAUGUUGAACUUCCUAUCUCUAAUGUAAUAAGGGAAGUCACUUCUACACAUUACCAGAAACUAAAAGAAGAACUAGUGAAAUUUCAAAAGAAGCUCUUAAUGGAUGUAAUUGGAAAGGUAUCAAUGGGCCAAAUGCAUUUACAUAUUCCUCCACAAAUGGUGAUUGGCUUUGGGCAAGUUCAAAUGAAUCAAGUGUUAGAACAUUGUGGGUCUAUUUUUUCCGUUGAUGAUGUUUACAAAUUUGUUGAAAUUUGGCAUCAUAACCAUGCACAUUCCAUCUACUUGAUGCUUUGUAACGUUUUUGAUAACAAUGAAGAUACUUGUAUAACUGGUGCAUGUAAUUUAUUAAUACCUACAUUUGAUGAUGAUGAUGACAAUGUUGAUGAAGAAGAUAUAAAUGACGAAUGGGCAUGCUUUCUUGACGAUUCUGAUCUUUUAAACAUGGCUCUGGAAAACCUAUCCAUUUCCCAUUUGAAUGACAAUGACUCUAAUGAAAACAUUGAAGAAUCUUUCUAA
This is a messenger RNA of Paramuricea clavata, 5028 nucleotides long. The record is from the annotation of a GenBank genome assembly. NCBI's taxonomy places the organism in Eukaryota, Metazoa, Cnidaria, Anthozoa, Malacalcyonacea, Plexauridae.